AUGAAGGUCGUUACCAAGGACGAGGAAAAGGCCCACUACGACGCCGUCCUGCGUGGCGGCUUCAUCGGCGGUGCGGCUGGCCUUGCAGUCGGCCUGCUCGGUCUCACCGCGGCCUCGCGCCGCUAUGCCGGCGUCCGCAACCUGACCCUGCCUUUCCGCGCCUUCCUCGUCACCUCGGCGACCUCGGCGUCCGCCAUCAUCGUCGCCGAGCGCAACUCCAUUGCCUUUGCCCGCUCCCGGGACUCCAUGUACGGCUACCAGGACGCGUCGCAGCGCGCGGUCAGCGAGCUGCGCAGCAGCGAGUCCGGCAAGGACAAGACGCUGCAGUGGGCGCGCGAGAACCGCUACUCCAUUGUCAUGUGCAGCUGGGCCGCCUCGAUCGGCAUCGCCCUGGCCCUCGUCGGCCGCAACAAGUACCUGACGACCGCCCAGAAGGUUGUCCAGGCACGUGUGUACGCCCAGGGCCUGACGCUGGCCGUUAUCCUGGGGACGGCCACGCUCGAGAUGAGCGACGCCAAGUCGGGCAAGGGCCGCUGGGAGACGGUCAAGGUCGUCGACCCCAACGACCCGGAGCACAAGAAGCUGAUUGAGAAGCGCAUCCACAAGGAGGAGUACGAGGGCCAGGACUUGUGGAUGGACAUGGUCGCCGCCGAGGAGCGUCGCCUGGCCAAGUCCAAGGAGCAGAAGGAGGCCAAUGCCAAGGCCGCGCCCGCUCCCUCGGCCAAACAAGACAACAAAGUUGGUGUUCCCGCUGAGAAUUGA
This is a messenger RNA of Sporothrix brasiliensis 5110, 762 nucleotides long. Its product is annotated as mitochondrial hypoxia responsive domain containing protein. The transcript has a single exon. Gene Ontology annotation, cellular component: mitochondrial inner membrane. NCBI's taxonomy places the organism in Eukaryota, Fungi, Ascomycota, Sordariomycetes, Ophiostomatales, Ophiostomataceae. The coding region runs from base 1 to 762 and encodes 253 amino acids. The record is from RefSeq and is a predicted model, not a curated record. Gene Ontology annotation, biological process: mitochondrial respiratory chain complex IV assembly.